Molecule: messenger RNA, 1641 nt
Organism: Diaporthe batatas
Lineage: Eukaryota; Fungi; Ascomycota; Sordariomycetes; Diaporthales; Diaporthaceae
Exons: 3
Coding region: 1-1641 (546 amino acids)
Biological process (GO): transmembrane transport; carbohydrate transport
Cellular component (GO): membrane
Molecular function (GO): carbohydrate:proton symporter activity
Source: RefSeq, a predicted model, not a curated record
AUGGUUCUUGAGAAAGACGCAGAGCAGGCCAUGGCCUCGGGGCCCACGACGCCCCCAGCCGACAAGACCAGCUCAGACGGCAGCGAGACAUCAGGCCGGCCGGUCAAGUUCAUGGGUGCCAUGGGCCACUCGCUCACCGUGCUCCAGACCUUUCUGAUCGUCAUGCCCUCCUUCAUCUGCUUCGGAUACAACCAGGCCGGCCUCGGUGGCCUGAUCACCAUGGAAGACUGGGCAAAGACCUUCCCCCAGAUCGACACCAUCCACUUCACGGGCAGCGAGAAGAGCGCCCACUCCACCCUCCAGGGUUUCGUCGUCGCCACCUUUGUCAUCGGUGCUCUGUUCGGCUCGCUGUCGUGCUCGUGGGCUGGCGACAAGUUCGGCCGCCGCAACGUCAUCUUCGUCGCCGGUGUUGUCUCCCUGAUCGGUGUCAUCCUCGAGGCCUCCGCCUUCCACCUCGCACAGCUCAUCGUCGGCCGCAUCCUCGUCGGCUUCGGCGUCGGCCAGCUCAGCUCCAUCGUCCCAGUCUGGCAGAGCGAGACAGCCGGCGCCAGCAACCGUGGCCGCCAUGUCGUCAUCGACGGCCUCUUCAUCUGCGUCGGCUACACUCUCGAGUCUUGGAUCAACCUUGGCUUCUUCGAGUUCAAGACCGGCCCCGUCACCUGGCGCCCGCCGAUCGCCAUUGCCGUCGUCUUCUCCGCCGUCAUCAUCGCAUUCAUCUACUUCCUGCCCGAGUCGCCCCGCUGGCUCGUCAUGAAGAACAAGACCGAGGAGGCCCGACGCGUCAUUGCUGCCUUCAGGGCCAAGCCCCUCGAUGCCAUUGAGGUCCAGACUGAGCUCCAGGGGAUCGAGUACUCGCUCGAGGAGAAGACCGGAAAGAAGAUCAAGAUGACAGACAUGCUCUCUAUGGGAGAGGACAAGCUGCUCUACCGGUUCGGCCUCUGCAUGCUUCUGCAAUUCUACCAGCAGAUGUCGGGUACCAACCUCAUCUCUGUGUACGCAACCAUCAUCUUCCAGUCCAACCUCGGCAUGUCCUCCGAGAACGCUCGCGCCCUUACUGGCGGCGCGCUGACCUGGAAGUUCCUGUCCUCCUUCAUUGCCUUCUUCACCAUCGACCGCCUGGGCCGCCGCGCCGUCUUCAUGAUCUCCGGAUGUGGCAUGUGCGGUUGCAUGAUCGCUCUGGCCGUCUGCACCUCCAUGGGCUCCGAGAACAAGGCCGCCCAGGUUGCCGCGGGAGUGUUCAUCUACCUCUUCAACACUUUCGUGCCCAUCGGCUUCCUCGGCGCAAACUUCCUGUACUGCACCGAGGUCGCGCCCAUCCGCCUGCGCAUGGCCAUGUCCUCGAUUUCCACCGCCAACCAUUGGCUCUGGAACUUUGUCAUCGUUAUGAUAACCCCAGUUGCGAUUGAAACAAUCGGAUGGAAGUACUACAUCCUUUUCGCCGUCAUCUGCUUCCUCGUACCCGUCAGCGUGUACUUCCUGUACCCCGAGACCAUGGGCCGCAACCUCGAGGAGAUCGACAUGAUGUUCAAAGACUCGCCAUCAAUCUGGGCCACCGUCAAGUUCGCAAAGAACAGGCCCAUCGGGAUGCCGACAGAGUUCGUCCAGGACAAGUCGAAGCACGACGCGGACCAUCUCGAAUAG